UGACCCCCUCUUUUUCCUGCAGGUAUGGGUUCCCCAUGGAGCUGGUGGGCGCUGUGGGCCGGAGCAGCCCUCCUGUGGGGGUUGACCCAGGAGGCCUCAGUGGACCCCGGGAACGGUGAGGAAUUCCUCACGGCCUUCCUGCAGAACCACCAGCCUGGCUCCGGCCCGGCCUCCCUCCGCCUCCUCAUCGCCAGUCUGUCGGAAAGCCCAGCCUCAGUGUCCAUCUUCAGCCGGGCCGACAACAGCUCACAGAGGGUCACAGUGAGGCCCGGGGAGUCAGUCGCGGUCAGCGUCAGCGCCAAGGCUGAAAUGGAUGGCAGCGCUAUCUUCCAGCGUGCGGUGGUGGUCCGCUCUGACCGCAGCAUCUCCGUGCAGGCGGCGAAUGCCAAGCCGAAAACGUCGGAGCUGACCCUGCUGCGGCCUGCCCGCACGCUGGGCACCGAGUACUUCGUGCUCACGCCCGCUGGCGCCUCGACCAAGUAUGUCAAGGAGUUUGCCGUGGUGGCCGGCGCAGCAGGCGCCUCCGUCAGUCUCGAGCUGAAGGGAGGCGUGACGUUCCAGGGCAAGUUCUACCCAGCAGGCAAUGUUCUGAGGGUGACUCUUCGGCCCUACGACGUGGCCCAGCUGCAAAGCACAGCUGAUCUCUCGGGGUCAAAGGUCACAGCCAGUAGCCCCGUGGCUGUCCUCUCCGGCCACAGCUGCGUCCAGAAACACACGGACUGCAACCACGUGGUGGAGCAGCUGCUACCCACGCCCGCCUGGGGCACCCUCUACGUCGUGCCCACCCUGGCCUCCCAGACCCGCUAUGACCUGGUCUAUGUCGUGGCCAGCCAGGCCACAAAGCUGACCUACAACCACGGGGGCACCACCGGCUCCCGAGGGCUCCAGAUGGGUGACGUGGCAACGUUUGAGGUGCGGCCGUCCCGGCCACUCUACCUGUCCGCAGAUGUGGGCAUCCAGGUCCUGCUGUUCGGCACGGGGGCCGUAAGGAACGGAGUGACCUACGGCCCCUACCUGGCCGUGGUCCCGGAUGUGGCAGCCUACUGCCCUGCCUACGUGGUCAAGAGCAUGCCAGGCUCUGAGGGGGUGGCCCUGCUGGUGGCACAGACGAAGGCUGCCGACAGAUUGACCGUGGACAGGCACGCGCUAGGGGCCAACCUCACCUGGGUGGCUGUGCCGGGCAGUGACUUCUCGUACGCCGAAGUUGACCUUGGCACUGCCGACAGGAUCCACACGGCCGAGGCCACCACCAACUUUGGGCUCCUCACCUUUGGGCUGGCCCAGUCUGUGGGCUGUGGGACAGCAGCCGAUUGUAGCCAGACCCGGCUGUCCCCCGCGGAGCCCAGCUGCGUGCAGUGCCCAGCGGGGCAGCGCUGCCAGGUGGUGGGCGGGCAGCCCAAGUGCGUGGCGCAGUCCGCCGGCGUCUGCCGCGCCCAGGGUGACCCCCAUUACACCACCUUCGACGGCCGUCGCUACGACAUGAUGGGCACCUGCACGUACACGAUGGCCGAGCUGUGCAGCGAGUACGACCUGCCCGCCUUCAGCGUGGAGGCCAAGAACGAGCACCGGAGCAGCCGCCGCGUCUCCUACGUGGGCCUGGUGACCGUGCGCGCCUACAGCCACUCCGUGUCGCUGGUCCGCGGGGAAGUCGGCUUCGCCCGGAUCGACAGCCAGCGCUCACGCUUGCCCGUCUCCCUGAGCAACGGCCGCCUGCGUGUGUACCAGAGCGGGACACAGGGCGUGGUGGAGCUGGACUUCGGGCUGGUGGUCACCUACAACUGGGACUGCCAGCUGGCCCUGACCCUGCCCGAGGACUUCCAAGACCAGGUGUGCGGGCUGUGCGGCAACUACAAUGGCGACCCCGGCGACGACUUCUUCACACCCGACUGGGAGCAGGCUCCCAACGCCAUGGAGUUUGCCAGUAGCUGGAAACUGGAUGACGGGGACUACUUGUGUGACGACGGCUGCCAGAACAACUGUCCCUCCUGCACCCCAGGCCAGGCCCAGCACUACGAGGGUGACAAACUCUGCGGCAUGCUGACCCGGCUUGAUGGCCCCUUCGCCGUCUGCCACGCCACCCUGGACCCCAAGCCCUUCCUGCAGGAGUGCGUCUACGACCUGUGCGUGACCGGCGGGGAGCGGCUCAGCCUGUGCCGCAGCCUCGGUGCCUACGCCCAGGCCUGCGUGGAGCUCGGCGUCUCUGUCGGGGACUGGAGGUCACCGGCAAACUGCCCCCUGUCCUGCCCGGCCAACAGCCGCUACGAGCUGUGCGGCCCCGCCUGCCCGGCCUCCUGCAACGCGGAGGCAGCGCCGUCCAACUGCUCCGGGCGCCCGUGCGUCGAGGGCUGCGUGUGUCUCCCGGGCUUCGUGGCCAGCGGCGACCAGUGCGUGCUGGCCUCGUCCUGCGGCUGCGUCUUCCAGGGCCACCUGCUCGCGCCGGGCCAGGAGGUGUGGGAGAACGAGCUGUGCCGGCGGCGCUGCACCUGCGACGGCGACACCCACCAAAUGAGCUGCCGCGACACGCAGGGCUGCCCGGCCGGCCAGCGCUGCAGCGUCCAGAACGGCCUCCUGGGUUGCUACCCCGACAACUUCGCGAGCUGCCAGGCGUCCGGGGACCCGCAUUACUUGAGCUUCGACGGCCGGCGCUUCGACUUCAUGGGCACCUGCACGUACCUGCUGGUGGGCUCCCUGGGCCAGGACGCGGCGCUGCCCACGUUCCGGGUGCUGGUGGAGAACGAGCACCGCGGCUCCCAGACCGUGAGCUACACGCGUGCCGUGCAGGUGGCGGCCGGCGGGGUGACGGUGGCCGUGCGCCGCGAGUACCCGGGCCAAGUCCUGGUGGACGGCGUCCUCAAGCACCUGCCCUUCAGCACCGCGGACAGGCAGGUGCAGGCGUUCCGGCAGGGCAACAAUGCUGUCGUGCGCACGGACUUCGACGUGACUGUCACUUUCGACUGGAACAGCCUAGUGACUGCCAGGGUGCCCAGCAGCUACGCUAAGGCCCUGGGUGGGCUCUGUGGGAACUUCAACGGGGACCCCAGCGACGACUUCGCUCUGCGGGGUGGGGGCCAAGCUGCCGACGCACUGGCCUUCGGCAACAGCUGGCAGGAGGAGACGCGGCCCGGCUGUGGAGCCCCUGAGCCAGGGGACUGUCCCCAGCUGGACUCCCUGGUGGCCCAGCAGCUGCAGAGCAAGACUGAGUGUGGGAUCCUAGCUGACCCCAAGGGGCCCUUCCGGGAGUGCCACAAGACACUGGACCCCCAGGGCGCUCUGCGCGAUUGCGUCUACGACCGCUGCCUGCUGCCAGGCCAGUCUCAGCCACUGUGCGACGCUCUGGCCGCAUACGCUGCCGCGUGCCAGGCCGCCGGGGCCGUCGUUCACCCCUGGAGGAGUGAGAAACUUUGCCCGAUGAGCUGCCCUCCCCACAGCCACUACGAGCCGUCUACCCACGGCUGCCCGCUGUCCUGCGGAGACCUUCCAGUGUCCGGGGGCUGCGGCUCCAAAGACUACGAGGGCUGCGUGUGCGACGACGGCUUUGCGCUCAGCGGUGAGUCCUGCGUGCCCCUGGCCGCCUGUGGCUGCGUGCACCAGGGCACCUACUACCCGCCGGGCCAGACCUUCUACCCGGGCCCCGGGUGCGAUGCCCUUUGCCACUGCCAGGAGGGUGGACUGGUGUCCUGUGAGCCUUCCGGCUGCGGCCCCCACGAGGCCUGCCAGCCAUCCGGCGGCAUCCUGGGCUGCGUGGCUGUGGGCUCCGUCACCUGCCAGGCGUCGGGAGACCCCCAUUACACCACCUUCGAUGGCCGCCGCUUCGACUUCAUGGGCAUGUGCGUGUACACGCUGGCUCGGACCUGCGGGACCCGGCCUGGCCUGCACCAGUUCGCCGUCCUGCAGGAAAACGUGGCCUGGGGCAACGGGAAAGUCAGCGUGACCAGGGUGAUCACGGUCCAGGUGGCUAACUUCACCCUGCGCCUGGAGCAGGGUCAGCAGAAGGUCACGGUGAACGGUGUGGACAUGAACCUGCCCGUGGAGCUAGCUGAAGGCCAGAUCCGUGCCUACAAGCACGGCUCCGACGUUGUGAUCGAGACCCACUUCGGCCUGCGUGUGGCCUAUGACCUCACGUACUACGUGCGGGUCACCAUCCCGGGCAACUACUACCAGCAGAUGUGUGGUCUGUGCGGGGACUACAACGGCGACCCCAAGGAUGACUUCCGGAAGCCCGACGGCUCGCAGGCAGGAAACCCCACCGAGUUUGGCAACUCCUGGGAGGAGGCCGUGCCCGGCUCGCCCUGCCUGCCACCGCCCACGUGCAAGCCGGGCAGCGACGGCUGCAGCCCAGAAACCUCGUGCCCUCCCGAGCUGGAGGACAAGUACCAGAAGGAGCAGUUCUGCGGGAUCCUCACCAACGCCGCGGGGCCGCUGGCCUCCUGCCACCCACUGGUCAGCCCCGACGGUCCCUUCCAGGACUGUGUCUUCGACCUCUGCGUGGCCGGCGGGAACCUGAGCAUUCUCUGCGACAACGUGCACGCCUACGUGAGCGCCUGCCAGGCCGCCGGCGGCCAGGUGGAGCCCUGGAGGACCGAAUCUUUCUGUCCGAUGGAGUGCCCCCCGAACAGCCACUACGAGCUCUGUGCGGACACCUGCUCCCUGGGCUGCUCUGCCCUCAGUGCCCCCCAGAAGUGCCCGAAUGGGUGUGCCGAGGGCUGCCAGUGCGAUCCCGGCUUCCUCUACGACGGCAAAGCCUGUGUGUCCAUCCAGAGCUGCGGCUGCUACCACAAUGGUGUCUACUAUGAGCCAGACAAGACGGUCCUCACUGACGACUGCCAGCUGCAGUGCACGUGCCACGCAGGUCAAGGCGUGAUGUGCCAGGAACACAGCUGCAAGCCGGGGCAGGUGUGCCAGCCCUCCGGAGGCGUCCUGAGCUGUGUCACCAAAGACCCGUGCGACGGUGUGACAUGCCGGCCACAGGAGACAUGCAAAGAGCAGGGUGGCCAGGGCGUGUGCGUGCCCAACUAUGAGGUCACGUGCUGGCUGUGGGGCGACCCGCACUACAACUCCUUCGAUGGCCAGAGCUUUGACUUCCAGGGCACCUGUAACUAUGUGCUGGCAACAACUGCCUGCCUGGGGGUCAGCGCCCAGGGCCUGACACCCUUCACUGUCACCACCAAGAACGAGAACCGGGGCAACCCUGCUGUGUCCUACGUGAGGCUCGUCACCGUAUCUACCCUUGGCACCAACAUCUCCAUCCACAAGGACGAGACUGGCAAAGUUCGGGUGAAUGGGGUGCUGACUGCGCUGCCUGUCUCCGUGGCCGGGGGGCGGCUUUCAGUGACCCAGGGCGCGUCCAAGGCGGUGCUGGCGACUGACUUCGGGCUGCAAGUCAGCUACGACUGGAACUGGCGGGUGGAGGUGACCCUGCCCAGCAGCUACCACAGCGCGGUGUGUGGGCUCUGCGGGAACAUGGACCGCGACCCCACUAACGACCAGGUCUUCCCCAACGGCACACGGGCUCCUUCGAUACCCAUCUGGGGUGGCAGCUGGCGAGUCCCAGGCUGGGACCCACUGUGCUGGGACCAAUGUCAGGGGUCCUGCCCAACGUGCCCCGAGGACCGGCAGGAGGAGCUCAAGGGCCCUGGCUUCUGUGGACCCCUGGCCCCUGGCGCAGGGGGCCCCUUCGCCGCCUGCCAUGCCCAAGUGCCGCCUGACAGCUUCUUCAAGGGCUGUGUUCUGGAUGUCUGCCUGGGCGGCGGGGCCCACGACAUACUUUGCCAGGCACUGGCUUCCUAUGCUGCCGCCUGCCAGGCCGCUGGGAUUGUCAUCGAGGACUGGCGGACGCAGGCCGGCUGUGAGAUGACCUGCCCGGAGAACAGCCACUAUGAGCUCUGUGGCCCACCCUGCCGAGCCAGCUGCCCGUCCCCUGCACCCCCCGCGACCUCGGCCCCCUGUGAGGGCCCCUGCACCGAGGGCUGCCAGUGCGACCCAGGCUUCGUGUUGAGUGCCGACCGCUGCGUGUCCCUUCAAGGCGGCUGUGGCUGCUGGGCCAACGGCACCUACUACGAGGCGAACAGCGAGUUUUGGGCUGAUGACACCUGCUCCCAGUGGUGUCACUGCGGGCCUGGGGGUGGCUCGCUGGUUUGCAAGCCUUCCAGCUGCGGACCGGGUGAAGAGUGUGCCCUCCUGCCCUCUGGCCAGCACGGCUGCCAGCCCGUCAGCACGGCUGAGUGCCAGGCCUGGGGCGACCCCCAUUACAUCACCCUGGAUGGGCACCGAUUCGACUUCCAAGGCACCUGCGAGUACCUGCUGAGCGCACCCUGCAAUGCGUCCGCCUCGAAGGCUGAGAACUUCAACGUCACUGUAGUCAACGAGCAUCGGGGCAGCCAGGCUGUCAGCUACACCCGCAGCGUCACCCUGCAUAUCUACAGCCACUGCCUGACCCUGAGUGCCGCCUGGCCCCGGCGGCUACAGGUGGACGGCGAGCUCGUGGCGCUGCCCUUCCAGCUGGACUCGGGCCUUCGCGCGUACCUGAGCGGCGCCGACGUGGUGGUCACCACGCCCUUCGGGCUCUCGCUGGCUUUUGACGGGAGCAGCUCCGUGCGCCUGCGCGUGCCGGCGGCGUACGCGGGCGCCCUCUGUGGCCUGUGCGGGAACUACAACAAGGACCCCGCGGACGACCUGGCGGCGGUGGGCGGGAAGCCCGGCGGCUGGCAGGUGGGCGGCGCCCCGGGCUGCGGGGAGUGCGUGCCCGGGCCGUGCCCGCAGCCGUGCACGCCCGAGCAGCAGGAGCCCUUUGGCGGCCCAGAUGCCUGCGGCGUGAUCUCUGCCCUCGACGGCCCGCUGGCGCCCUGCCACUGCCUCGUGCCGCCGGAGAAGUACUUCCAGGCCUGCUUGCUGGACGCCUGCCAAGCUCAGGGUCACCCGGGAGGCCUCUGCCCAGCCGUGGCCGCCUAUGUAGCAGCCUGUCAGGCUGCUGGGGCCCAGCUCGACGAGUGGAGGCGGCCAGACUUCUGUCCCCUACAGUGUCCUGCCCACAGCCACUACGAGCUCUGCGGUAACUCCUGCCCCGUGAGCUGCCCCAGCCUCUCCGCCCCCGAGGGCUGCGAGCCGGCCUGCCGUGAGGGCUGCGUUUGCGACGCUGGCUAUGUGCUCAGCGGCGACACCUGCGUGCCCGUGGGCCAGUGCGGCUGCCUGCACGAUGGCCGCUACUACCAGCUGGGCGAGGCCUUCUACCCGGGCCCUGAGUGCGAGCGGCGCUGCGAGUGCAAGGCGGAUGGCCAGGUCAGCUGCCAGGAGGGCGCGGCCUGCGGGCCCUACGAGGAAUGCCGGCUGGACAACGGCGUCCAGGCCUGUCACCCCACCGGCUGUGGCCGCUGCCUGGCCAGCGGGGGCAUCCACUACAUCACGCUUGACGGCCGUGUCUAUGACCUGCAUGGCUCCUGCUCCUACGUCUUGGCCAAGGUCUGCCACCCGAAGCCUGGGGACGAGGACUUCACCAUCGUGCUUGAGAAGAACGCAGCUGGGGACCCCCAGCGCCUGCUGGUCACAGUGGCUGGUCAGGUUGUGGCCCUGGCUCGGGGACCACAGGUCACCAUAGACGGCGAGUCUGUGGCCUUACCUGUGGCCGUGGGCCACGUGCGGGUGACUGCCGAGGGCCGCAACGUGGUUCUGCAGACCACCAAGAACCUGCGGCUUCUCUUUGACGGCGAUGCCCACAUCCUCAUGUCCAUCCCCAGCCCUUUCCGUGGGCGACUCUGUGGCCUCUGUGGGAAUUUCAACGGCAACUGGAGCGAUGACUUUGUCCUGCCCGGUGGCACGGCAGCCCCCAGCGUGGACACCUUCGGAGCUGCGUGGCGGGCGCCAGGCUCCCCCCAGGGCUGUGCCGAGGGCUGCGGGCCGCAGGGCUGCCCCGUGUGCUUGGCGGAGGAGACGGCACCCUACGAGAGCAAGGAGUCCUGCGGGCGGCUCCGCGACCCCCAGGGCCCCUUCGCCUCCUGCCAUGCCUUCCUGAGUCCCUCCGAGUACUUCCGCCAGUGCGUGUACGACAUGUGUGCCCAAAAGGGUGACGAGGCCUUCCUCUGCCGCAGCCUGGCGGCCUACACGGCAGCCUGUCAGGCCGCCGGCGCCACCGUGAAGCCCUGGAGGACAGACAGCUUCUGCCCGCUCCAGUGCCCCGCCCACAGCCACUACUCCAUCUGCACGCGCACCUGCCAGGGCUCCUGCGCCGCUCUCUCCGGCCUCACCGGCUGCACCACCCGCUGCUUUGAGGGCUGCGAGUGCGACGACCGCUUCCUGUUCUCCCAGGGCGCCUGCAUCCCCGUCCAGGACUGCGGCUGCACCCACGAUGGCCGAUACUUGCCGGCCAACUCCUCCUUGCUGACCCCGGACUGCAGCGAGCGCUGCUCCUGUUGCCCGAGCUCCGGCCUGACGUGCCAGGCAGCUGGCUGCCCGGAAGGCCGUGUCUGCGAGAUCCAGGCUGGAGUCCGGGACUGCUGGGCCUCCCGCGCUCUCUGUUCCCUCUCCGUGGAUGCCAACCUGACCACGUUUGACGGAGCCCACAGCGGCACCUACCCUCCUGGCAUCUAUGAGCUCUCCUCCUACUGCCCAGGACUAGAGAAGACCAUCCCCUGGUACCGUGUGGUUGCCGACGUCCAGCCCUGCCAUGGCAAAGUCCAGGCUGUGGGCCAGGUCCACAUCUUCUUCAAGGAUGGGAUAGUGACAGUGUCCCCAAACAAGAACGUGUGGGUGAACGGUCUCCAAGUGGAGCUCCCAGCAGAGGUGUUAACGUCUGUGUCCGUGAGUCAGACACCUGACGGCUCCAUGCUAGUCCAACAGAAGAAAGGGGUCCAGGUGUGGCUUAGGACCAACGGGAAGCUGGACGUGAUGGUCAGCGAUGACCACGCUGGGCUGCUGUGUGGGGCCUGCGGGAACUUCGACGGGGACCAGACCAAUGAUGGGGCUGACUCCCAAGGGAAGACAGGGAUGGACAGGUGGCGAGCGCAGGACUUCUCCCCAUGUUACAACUGAUCAGUGAUCCACCGGGAAUGAAGACUUCAGGACCUGACCCCCCGGAGGUUGCGAUAUUUGAGAGGGGAAGAGCAGGCUAGGGGCACACCCUACCUGAGCUCCUGAGGCCAAAUGGGAGAGCAUUGAAUAAAUACCUUCAGCAAAGCUGCA
Molecule: messenger RNA, 9171 nt
Organism: Microcebus murinus (gray mouse lemur)
Lineage: Eukaryota; Metazoa; Chordata; Mammalia; Primates; Cheirogaleidae
Source: RefSeq, a predicted model, not a curated record